AUGACUCCAUACUUCCCAUUUGUUUUAUUCCCGAGUGAUGUCUCAAUCGAAGAGUUGAACUCAGAACGUCCUUGCGCUUGCCUGGCUGCUCUAGCCGCUGCUUCACAUGCCGAUGCUGCGACACAAAAGCCACUCGGCAUAAUGUUCAAGGAAAUUGUUGCGGCAAGAAUGGUGGAUGGGGAUUUUAACCAGUUGGACCUGAUGCAAGGUCUACUUAUUCACGUUGCAUGGGGACACUAUCAGCCGCGGCCAAAGAGGUACAUGCAGCAUCUUCAUCUCAUCACGAGUAUUGUCAGCGACCUAAGGCUGGACAAACCCCGGAAGGUGAAGCUAUGGAGUGCCCAAGGCGGUAAAGAUAGUAACAAGCCCGACUGGGGUUCUGAUGAGAUGAGGGCACUUGCGGGUGCAUACUAUCUAUCCUCAAGUUCUUCUAUUAUUCUUCAGAAGACACGUCAAUCAUCCCACACACCAUACAUCUUGGCCUGUUGCCAGCAUCUUGCCUCAUUGAACCAAUAUCCAACUGACAAAUACUUGCCCUACAUGAUUACUGUGCAGAUUCUCAUCGAAGAAGUUGAAGACCUUGUUUGCAAGAAUACCUUUGUAGAAGGCUUGCAGUUUUCUACCGAAUGUGAAAUAAUCACUCAAAAGUGUGCGGAUAUAAAGUCUACCCUGCCAUUCCCUUUGAGUGAAAGCCCACCAUUGCUACUACAGAUACACAUCCUAGAGCUUCUCCUCAGUCAAUCGUCGCCGCGAGGAACAGCCUUUGGUCUGGACAAGUUCCAAAACGCAUUCCAAGACGAGACCUCACUCAUGGACUGGCUCUCGGCUAGUAUGUCCGCCGCACGCUCCCUCAUCAGCAUCAUAUUCGCCAUGCCUCAAGGCGAAGAGAUGGCCAUGUCGAACAUGGGCUGGAUCACGAUGAACUGCGCUCUGAAUCUGGCCGUCCGUCUAGAUCUUAUAGCUGCAAAGGGUAGCAUUUCAGGAUUCACAAAACACCUCCGGCGGUUCCUGGAUAUGAAACAUACUCUCCGACAGCUCGUUCUGCGAUUUGAAGCAACACCUGGCCCGGAUGCACCGCCUGACCAUCCCUUUCACGGCCUCGCAAAACGGUCAAGGCGGCUCGAAGAUUGGUAUCUCUCGCAAAUUGAGCAGCACACCGCGGAAUCUUGCCUAUCUAUAAGUCCUCAACCCAACGACCAACCGACAAUUAACAUAAGCACAGGUGCCAGCAGUAUGCCUGUUGAUGCGUCUAUACCGUACCAAAACGGCGAAACCUGGCCUGUGACGUCGGAUUGGUACCUGGGACCAGAGUUAGAUAUUAGCACAUUUCUUUUUGCAGAUCCUAUUGAGUUUCCGAUGAAUUUUGGAUAUGGAAGCUAG
Molecule: messenger RNA, 1380 nt
Organism: Fusarium sp. VM40
Lineage: Eukaryota; Fungi; Ascomycota; Sordariomycetes; Hypocreales; Nectriaceae
Source: the annotation of a GenBank genome assembly